This is a messenger RNA of Penicillium pulvis, 1632 nucleotides long. RefSeq names its product cytochrome P450. Gene Ontology annotation, molecular function: heme binding; monooxygenase activity; oxidoreductase activity, acting on paired donors, with incorporation or reduction of molecular oxygen. The record is from RefSeq and is a predicted model, not a curated record. Bases 1 to 1632 code for a protein of 543 amino acids. The transcript is spliced from 7 exons. NCBI's taxonomy places the organism in Eukaryota, Fungi, Ascomycota, Eurotiomycetes, Eurotiales, Aspergillaceae.
AUGGCAACCGAUCUUUCAACCACUCUUCCAGCCUUUGCGGCAUUCAGCGGUAUUACCGCUCAUCUACUUCUAUAUCGCCAUGGGGAAUGGGAUGUCAAUGCCCCCAAGCUGGUGGUUAUAUACAUAAUCAUCUUGUUGGUUGCGGUGGCCCUGGAGAGGGCGGCAAACAACUCAGGGCUUGAGCUUGGCCCAAAGCCGUGCGCUGCACAGGCCAUGGGCUAUCAUCUCUUAGGCUUGUAUGGCUCCAUGGCUUUCUACAGGGGUUUUAUGCAUCGUCUGUCUCGAUUCCCUGGCCCAUUUCUUGCCAGAUUGUCAAAUUUCUACGUUACUGCAUUGUCCGCCCGGAAGCUUCACCUUUACGAGGAGACAGAGAAACUGCACAAGAAAUUUGGGGAUUAUGUGAGGCUAGGCCCCACGGAGUUAUCUAUUGCCGAUCCAGAUGCAGUGAAGGCAUUAUACGGCCCUCAAGCAAAAGUUUCUAAAGGGCCUUGGUACACAGUUUUGGAACCCCGCGUCUCUCUUCAAAUGGUCAGAAACAAGCAGGAGCAUGCACGUCGAAGAAAGGUCUGGGACCAGGGCUUCAGCUCUCGAGCCUUGCGUGACUAUGCGCCCCGAGUAUCACAUUACACAGAACUACUCAUUCAAAACAUUCAUAGCGAGCUCGGACGCCCCAUGGAUGUAUCUCGGUGGUUCAACUACUAUAGCUUUGAUGUGAUGGGUGACUUAUCAUUUGGAAAAUCAUUCGAUAUGCUCGUUGACGGCAAGGACGCUUAUAUUUUAAAACAAAUGCACGCGGAUAUGAAAAAUGUUGGAUUAUUCAGUCAUCUGACUUGGUUAUUCCCAUUUUUCAAAAGGAUCCCAGUGUUGAACACGAACUAUCUGAAAUUUUGGAGUUGGGUGGAUAAGCAUGUUGAGGAAAGAAUUCAGAACUCUCCAGAUCGUCCUGAUGUCUUUUCCUGGAUUCUGGAGAAUUAUGAGCAACAUCCAAAGACAAAACAAAAUACCCUCGACCUCCACGGUGAUGCAUACCUGAUCAUCGUAGCUGGCAGCGACACCACAGCCGCGACCCUGACGAACAUGUUCUUUCAUCUGGCUUUUGACCGGACGUUAUGCGAUAAUCUUCAGGCUGAGCUGGAUGCUUUGCCAGACUUGUCUUACGACAGUCUAAGGGGAGCCAAAUUACUUGAAGCAGUGAUUAAUGAGACACUUCGUCUGCAUCCUGCAGUGCCAUCAGGCACCCAGCGCAAGUCUCCGCCUGAAGGCAUGACUAUCGGCAAUACCUACAUUCCAGGAGACGUCAUCGUGUGUGUACCAGUACACACAUUAUUCAGAGAUGAGCGCGUCUUUGUACGCCCAAAUGAAUUUUUACCAGAGAGGUGGACGACCCACCCAGAGCUUGUCAAAGACCCAUCUGUGUUUAUUCCAUUUAGCAGCGGGCCAUACUCCUGCGUCGGAAAACAACUUGCAUUGAUGGAACUUCGCCGAGUGACUGCAGAGAUACUCACCCGGUAUGAUACCGCAUUUGAUGGAAAGCAGACUGUGCCCGCAUUUUGGGAUGGCAAGAGAGAUACAUUCACGCUUGUCACAGCGCCGCUAUGGCUCGUAUUUAAAGAGCGGGAAAUGCGUGUCUGA